Adineta ricciae is the source of this 1698-nucleotide messenger RNA. The record is from the annotation of a GenBank genome assembly. NCBI's taxonomy places the organism in Eukaryota, Metazoa, Rotifera, Eurotatoria, Adinetida, Adinetidae.
AUGAAUAAACCAUCAACAGAUGUCGAUCCGUCUGGUACGUCGGCCAGCAUUCAUUCGCAGAAAACGACAAGAUCUAUCGAUGAUACAAACAACAAUCACAAGACAUCUCCUAUGAGUACGACAGCAGAUUCGGGUGAUUUUUUCCGUUGGACUCGUGGCCAUCGACAUGUCAUGUUAACAUUUUGUACGAUCUGUUUGUUUGGUUUUAUGACCGGUGUGGAAUACGCAGUUAUACUUCCUACCGCAUUCGAUUACGUUAAAACCAUGGCCAAUGCUAACAUUUAUGUUGGUUUAAUUCUUUCCGCAUAUAGUAUAUCAGGUUCGAUAACUGGAAUCAUUAUGGGCAAAAUCUCGGAUGUUACAGGGAAAGUGAAGUUUCUUAUAUUAAUCUCGAGUUUAUUCGAAAUCGCUGGAAAUAUACUUUAUUUUGCCGGAGGUAAUAUUCAGCUUGUUCUUCUGGGACGAUUAGUAGCUGGUGUUGGAAUGGGUGCGGUGCCUCCCAUUCUCGCUGAUGUUGCCCAUCGGACAACAGAACACGAGCGAACCAAAGCGAUUUCAAUUAUUCUUGGCUGUCGACAGCUUGGCCUCUUAAUCGGACCAUGUUUUACUCUACUUAUUCGUUUGAUGAACUUUCAUAUAGGAUCUGUUCGUGUUUAUAACUUGAAUGGUCCGGGUUUUCUGAUGGCUAUCAUUUGGCUUAUCUUAGUUAUUGUUUGUUGGUCUUGUUUCCACGAUCGAACAACAGGCCCGAACUCGCAAAAUACUUCACAUAAAGACAAAUUUUCUAAAUCCGAUCAUUACUCUCGACAAGACGAGCAGAAAAUUUCCUUUAAAACCUAUCGCGAACAGUACAUACGCAUAGAAAUGAUUGUUCUGUUCGUAGCAACAUUUAUAACCUAUUUUAAUCAAACCGCUUUAGAAACUAUCGUUGCGGCGUACACAGAAAAACAUUUUAAAUGGACUGUUGUUCAUACGUCUAUUUUGUUUGCUUUUGCCGGCCUAGAAAUUCUCCUCGUUUAUUUAGCACUCGUUAAAAUCUUCACCAAACGAUAUGAAGAUCGCAUUUUACUCGUAUUCGGCUUUUUAUCGUUAUCACUCGCUUGUAUAGUUGGUACUUUUCUCACAUGGGGAACUCACUCAUUCAACUUGUUCUCCCGAACAAGUGCAAAUGGUGUAAAUACAAAUUUACUCGCGCUAUUUAUUACGUUUGUGAUUCUUGAUCUACUUGGUUUACCAUUUAUCGCAGCAACCAGCGUAUCACUGUUUACGAAGUUGACAAAUAAACAAUUGCAAGGCUUUUCACAAGGGAUCCAACGAUCGAUUAUGGGAAUCGGCACAAUCGUCGGUCCAAUCUUCGCUUCAUCACUUCUAAACCGUCUACAUAUCAUGAUGACCGCAAUGCUCAUACUAACAUUAUUCACUUCCAUUUCAAUCCUUAUCGUUAUCAGGCGUUUACUUCCAUUAGCUGAACAAACUCAAACAGAUGGAUUAGAAGACAUCAAUAACAAUAUACACAAUCAUCAUAUACUAUCAUCGAAAACUGAUAAUAAUCAAUCGGAAUUAGGACUGAUUUUACCAUCGAAGAAUUCUUAUACAACGCUUAUCCAACAUGACGAUGAUGAUGUGUUUCUAAGAACAAAAAGUCAGUCGAAUGGUGAUCGCCAACAUCGGACAUCAAACCAUCAAAAUAAGAUCUAA